This is a messenger RNA of Neoarthrinium moseri, 4743 nucleotides long. RefSeq lists its product as uncharacterized. The transcript is spliced from 3 exons. The record is from RefSeq and is a predicted model, not a curated record. Gene Ontology annotation, molecular function: protein binding. Bases 1 to 4743 code for a protein of 1580 amino acids. Lineage: Eukaryota; Fungi; Ascomycota; Sordariomycetes; Amphisphaeriales; Apiosporaceae.
AUGAGUCACCUACUGUGGAAAUACUAUUGGGAAAAUGAUGUCGACAAGUUCUGUCGGCUCCUGGCCCCGGCCGGUUAUUCCCACCCUUCAAAGAGCCCGGGAACCGGAGUAGGCAGUCCCGGCGCAUUCGGCCACUCGCCUCGACUUUCUGUCAAGUCGCGCAAGGUCUCGGCCCAGGGCUCCGGCGCAUACACCAAGGCCGAGAUCAACAGCCGCGACCAUGCCGGGCUGACAAUUCUGCUGCGCGCUGCCUCCUCGACGUCGACCAACGCCAUAGCCUUCAUCGAGGCCCUUCUCGAGCACCCCGCGAUCGACCUGUACGCCCAGGACCCCGAAAGUGGCUGGAAUGCCCUUCACCGGGCGCUCUAUAAUGGUAACAUCUCCGUGGCGCGCAUGCUACUUGAGAAGGAAAGACGGGACUUGACAGAAUCUCUGGGCGCGAACACGGCGACCAAAGUUGGGCAGCUCAUCAAAACCAAAGAUCACGAGGGCAACAGUCCUUUUGAUUUAUACAAUGCGUCCAUCGCCCUGCGGCAGCUGAGGAUGGCAGAGGACAAGGCCGAUGCCGAUGAUGGCUCGGAUAGCGAGGACGGUACCGACGCCGAUGAAAACGGAACCCAUUCCACGAGGACGCAUGGUCUCGGCGACGAGGUCUUCACUUUUGGAAGCAACAAGAACCUCUCACUCGGUCUUGGCGACGAAGAUGAUCGUCAGUACCCUGAACGUAUCUACCUCAAGCGCCCUGACCAUCUCACCCAAUACUUCUAUGACAAGUUCCUCGAACAGCAUAAGAAGGCGCGGGACUUGGAAGAAUCUUUCUUCUUAGAUCCGUCCGAGAUUCCCGCUCUGAUCCAGAACCGCCCUCUUGUCAUACAGGACGUUGUGAUGGCCAAGCUGCACACUGCCAUCGUCACAACAGAUCCCAUUUCCAAUCUGUACAUCUGCGGUGUUGGUCGCGGAGGACGUCUUGGCCUGGGCGAUGAGAACACGCGGUUCAACUUGAUGCCGGUCCUAGGUGGCUUGCUUGACAAGAAAGUCACGCAGGUUGCAUUGGGCUUGAACCACUCCAUGGUAGUCACCUCUACAGGGGAACUUUGGACAUGGGGUUCAAACAGUCUUUCUCAACUUGGCUACGCCUUGCCCCCGCCAAUGAAGCCCGAUGAGGAGCCAAUUAGCACUACACCUCGCCAAGUCUUUGGCACUCUAAAGAAGGAGGUUAUUCUUGGCAUCGCGGCCUCGGCUGUCCACUCGGUGGCACACACCGGAUCGGCGCUGUAUUGCUGGGGAAAGAAUGUAGGCCAGCUUGCCUUGAUGGACGCCGACUCCAGGUCCUUAGAAGUCCAGAGCGGCCCGCGCAGGGUGGCAGCCUCGUUAUUGUCGACUCACUCGUCUAUCGUCAUGGUUUCGGCAAUCGACAGGGCGACGAUAUGCUUGUUCGAGGAUCAUACAGUUUGUGUUUUCACGAACUAUGGCUAUAAUAUGAUCAAGUUCCCGUUCUACGACGCCUUUACCAACUCGCCGCUGCAACGUUCCGGAGGGCUGUCGCUGUCUUCUCGAUAUGACCCUGGUCGCCGCGAGAUUCACAGCAUUACUUCCGGCGGAGAAACAAUUGCAGCAUUGACUGGAAGUGGUGAUCUCUUCACCAUGGUUCUCAACCACAAGGCUGAAGGUAAUUUACCUGCAAUGUCGACAACGAAUCCAGCCAAAAUCAAGGAUGCGGUGACCACACCGCAGCUGGUCUGGAACUCUCGCAAGGACGGUGCCAAGUCCGUCACCGUUGGCGAGAAUGGCACUGUUAUGAUUUCGACGCAGUCAGGUGCAGUCUGGCGUCGAGUCAGACGCACUAAGGCGAAGGACACCAAAUCGUCCGAAACUACGGACGCCAAGCGGAAAGACUUCAAGUUUCAGCGUGUGCCGUAUAUCACUGGAGUGAAAGCCGUUCGAAGCUCAACCUUCGGCGCGUAUGCUGCCAUUCGCAAGGACUGCGACGUCACGCGCGAACAGAUCGAGGUCGAUGAACAGACGCUUUGGCAUGAUCUCGCACCCCUUUGCCCUCUACGUGGUUUCAAAGCCGCCAAUUCGCGAGCUCGCACCAACAAAGACACUUGGAAAUUCCAAAAUCCCGACGUCCUUCGAGGCAACGUUGAUAGCCUAGGUUACGAGAUCCUGACCUGUACAGAUCUGGAGGAAGAUCUGGCGACGCAUCUGAGAAAUUGGGGCUUUAGAAAUGAAAGCCUCGGUCUCGUAGUGCAGACAACUUCAGCUCCCCAGCUUCAAAUACCGCUACACUCAUGGGUACUAGCAGCGCGAAGCCCUGUUCUUCGCACCGGGCUGCAACGGUUCCGAGAAACUGGCAUCAACUACGAGAUACCUGAGAUCCUCACAAUCCGUGAAGGGGAUGGCCUAACCAUCGUCGAGUUCUCCGGUAUUGAUCUCAUUACCCUGCUAAACUUUGUGGUUUAUGCCUAUGUCGACAGGGUGGUCCCUGCUUGGAACUUCACACGCCAGUCGCCUCCUCUCGCCUACCGGUACCGCCAGGUUCGAACAGAGCUGAUGAAGGUCGCCACCAAGCUCAGCAUGGCGAAGUUGGAGUAUUCCGUAAGGAGUCAGAGCAGGCCGACACGCACAAUGCAUCAGGACUACAGGAAAGCCAUUGAGGAUCCUGCGUUCUUUGAAGAUGGAGAUGCCUUGCUAGAGCUAGACGGCGACGAUAUUCCAGCUCAUAGCGCCUUGCUUUGCCAAAGGUGUCCCUGGUUUCAAGGUCUGUUCAACGGCCGGUCUGGUGGUAUGUGGCUAGCCAGCCGCCGAGCUGGUCGGGAAGCUUCAGAGAAGACUCCCAUUGACCUCAAGCACUUCGACCCAGAAUCAUUUCACUAUGUCCUGCAAUAUCUUUAUGCAGACGUUGGCGACGAGUUGUUCGAUGACGUUGUUGCUGAUAGUAUCGACGAAUUCUCCGAAUUGGUAAUGGAAGUAAUGAGCAUAGCCAACGAGUUAAUGCUAGAUCGCCUCUCCCAGAUCUGCCAAAAGACCUUGGGGCGUUUCGUCACAACAAGGAAUAUCUCAACACUUCUCAACAUGAUCAGUCCAUGUUCUGUGGCGGAAUUCAAGGAUAAGGGACUUGAAUAUAUCUGUCUCCAGAUGGAGUCAAUGUUAGAGAACCACCUGCUUGAUAACUUGGAUGAAGAUCUCAUGCUCGAGCUGGACCAAGUUGUUCGAGACAACCAGUUGGCAAGAUGUCCAUUUGCAAAAAGCGGAAGGGCAGAUAUACUUCUACACGAGCGACACCCAGAGCUAUCCGAGGACAUUGAUGAGGAAAGACAGAUACGAGUCAAAUCGAUGGCUUACAAAGCGACUCACAAGGAUGACGAGAAAAAACUAUCGUCCUCGUUUAGGACGAGGUUCGGUAGUUUGGACGACCUCUCAGCUGUUUCACCAACACUUGACCGAAGUAGGCGAAGGUCGAAGGCAACUCGGAAUGAGCCAUUCAGCCCGGACCUUCGGCCCAAGGGCUCAAACGCCGAUCUCAUCUUUGAUAUGGACGAAGAUGAUUCAUCGACGUUAGCAAGUCCCAUGUCGCCUUCACCCCAGCCGCUCGGCUCGUCGUUGAGGAAUGAGCUUGACAGACUCCCUACACUAGAAGAAUCGUGCAGAGACGUCAAAUACAAAGGUAUUUCAAGCCCGCAAGCAAUCGCAAGCUCUCCAGCAGGGGGAUUGUCAAGUUCCAACCUGUCCAAGUCGCCCCUGGAUUUCACAAGGCGUACGUCACAGAACGGAAAGCCAUGGGCCUCUGCAGCUCUCCCAACGAAUCGGUUGGACCUUCGGGAUAUCAUGGCAGAGUCGAAGCCAUCGCAAUCUGCGCUCUCUGCGGGUCUCGCCGCCCAGAAGACACAAAACAAAGCCACACCGCAGAAAAUGUCACAAAAGGAGCGGAAGAAGCACCUGCAACAACAAGCAGACGAGACGGCAAGACAAGAAGCGUACAUGGCUCAACGAGCGCAAUCUGCAUGGACAGAAGUUGGAGAUAAAAAGUCCUCGCCGUGGCAGAGCACGCCCGCCGCACCAAAGACCUCUAUCAAAGAAACCUUGAAUGCGGAUUCCAAAUCUUCGCUUGCUCCACCCGAGACCCGGCCUAUGUUGGCUGGGGAAGGAUCAAAUGCCUCUCUUCCACGCCGAGCUGCGUCUCCUGACACCCGUUUCUCUGGUCAGCAUCGGUCAGGGUCUGCUACACCGCGUGGCAAUGGCAGCCAACCAUCCAGGGUAGAUUCUGGCAAGUCCGUACCGCAAUCGUCACCGUCUCAGCCCAGCCGACCAGAGAAUAAACCUCUCGUGCCGCAUUCCAGGUCAUACAUACAGAGGGCGCCAAAACAAGCCGAGUCUGCGUUCGGGCUUGGUCUUGCUGACAUUAUCGGCCAACAACAACGUGAGCAGGAAAGCGUCAAGGAAGCUGCUGCGAAGAGGAGCCUCCAAGAGAUACAGCAAGAGCAAGCCUUCCAAGAGUGGUGGGAUCAGGAAAGCCGUCGAACACAGGAAGAAGAGGCGCGCAAGUCAGCUCGCGAGAAGAACAAAGACGUGAAGAAACAAGGCACAGCCCGUAGAGGGCGAGGCGGCAAGCCGAAGGGCGGAUCAAACCGCGACCGCGACAACACGGCUGCACCACCACCGGAAGCUCCCAGAGGAGAAAGCGGUGCCAGCAGUUCUAGGGGCCGUGGGAGAAGCCAUAGAGGAGGGAAAGUCAAGGCAUAG